AUGAACUUUACAUUUGUAUUCUGUGUGCUAUUAACUCUAUGGUGCAGUGUUACGGCAAAAUGUGUUAUGUACGGAGUAUGUGCUGUAGUAGGAGGACACCCUAAACUAUGUCCCGUUGACCAUGAAGCGGCGCCUUUGCUCAGAAAUCUGACUGGUGAAAUUAAAAAUGAAGUACGAGAUAUAGUAGAAUCACGAUGUCCUCAGCUGUUAUAUGACGAUGAAGGAAACCGAAGAGAUGAUGACGAUGUCUUAUCCUGUUGUGACUCAGAACAAAUUAUGGAUACACAUAGAAGUCUUUUGCUUGCCGACGGUAUCCUUGGACGGUGUCCAACAUGUUUUGCAAACUUUAAAAGGCAAAUCUGUGAAAUGAAUUGUUCUCCGGAUCAGUCACUAUUUGUCGAUGUUACUGAGGAUUUGACUCCUGAUGGAACUAGAUAUGUUAGUGAAAUAGAUUUUAGAAUGCACGAGGAAUUCAUGGUGAAUGCACACGCUUCAUGUGCCGGUGUUAUUGUACCACAGACUGGAAUGCCUGCUAUAAAUCUGAUGUGUGGAAAUGCUCCCGUUUGUGACCCUGAGGCUUGGUUUGGUUUUACUGGCGAUACAAGUACCAAUCCUAUGGCCCCUGUUCAAGUUAACUUUCAUAGGUGGCCAACGACGGAAGAUUCAAUGAGUGUCAGUGCUCCAUUGUGCAACGAAACUAUAGAAGGAGAUUUACCUUGUAGUUGCGUAGAUUGUUUUGCCAACUGUCCAGUGACCGAUGCGCCUACUGAACCUGAUAUAUGUACUGUAUUAUCUGUAAAUUGCAUUAGUUUUUCAGUAGGAAUAGUAUUCUUUGUUAUAACAUUUAUAAUAUUCACCGUUCUAUCAUUUUUUGAAUAUAGAAAAAUAAGAAACAACACUAUUGAAAACGCAGAUAUAAAAUACAAAUACAAUGUUAACUUUUUGAUCAAAUUAUUUCAGAAAUGUUUUAAAAAAAUAGGUCAAUUUUCUGCUAAUAAUCCUAUCUUACUUAUAAUGUUUACAACUUGGAUUAGUUUUGCAAUGUUUUUCGGGUUUUUAAAUCUCAAGUUAACAGCAAAUCCUCGAGAGCUUUGGUCUGCCCCAGACUCUCGCAGCCGUCAGGAAUUAAAUUACUUUAAUUCUAGAUUUGGCCCAUUUUAUCGUGCUGCGCAAGUUUUCUUAACGAUAAAAGGGUUGGAUCCUAUUGUUUUUGAUAACGUUACAUACGGACCCGCUUUUCGCUUAGAAGCUGUAAAAGAACUAGUAGCUCUUGAAAAUGCAAUAAUUAAUAUAGGAAGGGAAGAUGACACGGUAAAAUUGGAAGACGUGUGCUACGCGCCUUUACGUACUCCAGGCCAAGAACCAAAUUUUGAAAAUUGUGUCUCAAUGUCAGUAUCGACUUAUCUACCUGAUAGAAAUAAUAUCAACAACAAUACGUACCUAACAAGUAUAACAAAUUGUCUUAACAAUUAUUACUCACUCAGUUGCAUGGCGUCUUGGGGUGGUGGAGCCGACCCCGAAUUAACCCUUGGUGGAUACGAAGGUGAUAAUAUGUUGCUGGCCGAUACGUUGGUAAUUAAUUAUCCCAUAGCCAAUUAUUUAUAUAGUGACCAACUGGAACCUGUUUUAGAAUGGGAAAAAAAAUUCGUGGACUUGAUGCAUGAUUAUGAAAACAAUUGGAAAUCGGAAUUUGUUGAAGUAGCGUACGGAAGUGAGAGAUCAAUUGAAGAUGAAAUUGAGAGGAUUUCUGAAGCCGAAGCGACACCUAUUAUUAUAAGCUACUUAAUUAUGUUCGUGUACGUAAUUUUGGCUUUAGGUAAUAUAAGAAGCUUAAAGACUUGCAUGAUCGACAGCAAAGUCACCGUAUCUAUUAGUUGCAUAAUCGUUGUAAUUAUUGCAAUUUUUUGUGCUUUGGGAUUAUUGGGUUAUUGUGGUAUAACCAUUUCUCUGUUAGCUAUAAACGUAAUUCCAUUUUUUGUUUUAUCUGUCGGUAUUGAUAAUGUUUUUUUAAUGGUCAAAGAACUCCAAGAAAUUGAAAAUAGCUUACAAAAAUAUGAAGAUUACAAAGAAGAAUGGAGUUUUGAGAAGAAGAGGUAUUUUGUUUUUGGUAAAAUGAUGCAAAAUGUAGGGCCAUCGAUAUUUGUAUCCUCCGCCACGCAGAUUACAUGUUUUGCUAUUGGUACUAUUUCAAUUCAGCCAGCAGUACAAUCAUUUGCUAUAUUUGCUACCUUUUCCUUAGCAUUUUUAUUUUUUUUCCAAAUAACAGUAGUAGUAGCUAUAUUAUCACUCGAUUACAAACGUGUUAAUUACAACAGGUUUGACGUAGUUUUUUGUGUUCAAAAGAAAAUAUUAAACGAUGAAGAUCCACUACAUGGUCACAAACCUUAUCAAAGUAUUACUCAAAGGCUAAUGGAGCCUUAUUCAUUAUUUAUUUUGAACUGGCGAGUAAAAAUUAUCGUUGUGAUUGUAUUCCUAGCCUUGUUUUCUAUAAGUGUCAUACUUAUACCACAGAUCGAACUUGGUUUAGAUCAAGAAAUGGCUUUACCAACUGAUUCAUAUGUUUACAAAUAUUUGCAAGCUGUUAAUCGGUUAUUAAAACUUGGUCCCCCAGUAUACUUUGUGCUUAAGAGUGGCUUGAACUUUACAGAUCAUGACCACCAAAAUGUAUUGUGUGGCAGUAGACUUUGUAAUAACGAUUCAUUGGUAACACAAAUAUAUUUAGCAUCUCUAUAUAGUAAUGUGACUUACAUAGAAAGGUCCUCAAAUUCAUGGAUUGACGACUUCUUUGAUUGGACUAGUUUACCUGGCAGUUGUUGUAAGUACAAUGUGACAAAUGGUGAACUAUGUCAGAGUUCAGAUAUCUCACCACAGUGUAGGGACUGUGAUAUUGAAAGAUCUAAUUUUGCAAAUGGACUAAGGCCAGCGGGCGAAGCUUUUGGCAAAUAUAUCCCAUUUUUCUUACAAGACGUUCCCACUGAGUCGUGUAAUAAAGGAGGCUUGGCAAGUUACUUUAGUAAUGUCAACUAUAUACUCGAUUCAAACGGACAGGCUACUGUUUAUGAUAGUAACUUUAUGGCUUAUCAUUCGAAUUUAGUAACAUCACAUGACUAUAUAACUGCUGUAAAAUACGCUUAUGAAUUAAGCGCUAAUAUUACAGCAGCUAUAAAUAAACACACGGGUCUAGAUGUCGAAGUUUUUCCGUAUUCCGUGUUUUACGUUUAUUACGAACAAUAUCUAAGUAUGUGGGAAGAAACCUUCAAAUCAUUAGGCUUUUCUCUCUUAGGAGUUCUCUUUAUUAACUUAUUUAUGACUGGAUUUAACUUUUUAAUUACUUUCGCUUUAACUUUUACAGUUAUAAUGAUUACUAUUGAAAUGAUGGGUGUGAUGUAUAUUUGGAGUAUACCUCUUAAUGCAGUUUCUUGUGUAAACUUAAUCGUAUCUAUAGGUAUAGCUGUCGAAUUCUGUACACAUAUUGCCUAUGCUUAUGCUACUAGUGAGAGUCCACCAAGCAAAAAAGUUAGCGAUGCUAUCAAAAGUGUUGGCGCAACAAUUAUCACAGGUAUUACUUUUACGAAUAUACCAAUAAUAGUUUUGGCAUUUUCAUACACACAAAUAAUCGAAGUUUUCUUCUUUAGAAUGCUUUUUAGUUUAGUUGUUUUAGGAUUUAUUCACGGAAUUAUAUUUUUCCCUGUAUUAUUAAGUUAUUUAAAUGACAUUAAAUAUAUGUAGAGAUUGCAAGACAAAUAAGGAAAACAAGAGUUUAUAUAGAUUCAUUUUGAUCGAGAUCUCUUUGUCUAGAUUUAUUUACCUAACGUUCUGAUAACGGCUCCACAACAUUUUAAUAUAUGUAUAUAAAUUAUGCGUCACAUUGUUUGUCUGCGAUGGACUUCUAAACUACUUGACCGAUUUUAAUGAAAUUU
Molecule: messenger RNA, 3920 nt
Organism: Melitaea cinxia (Glanville fritillary)
Lineage: Eukaryota; Metazoa; Arthropoda; Insecta; Lepidoptera; Nymphalidae
Product: NPC intracellular cholesterol transporter 1 homolog 1b-like
Exons: 1
Coding region: 1-3729 (1242 amino acids)
Cellular component (GO): membrane
Source: RefSeq, a predicted model, not a curated record